GUGACGGAAGUGAUGUCAUCAGAUUCCCCCCAAUCAAUUGACACGACAGACUUAAGUACAACGUCACAGACGAUGGAGGCAACAACAUUUCCUGAAAGUACAGCUUCUCUUACAACCGGGACAUCGUCUGAGAAUGAGCAGACUUCGCCAAUCGCAACGUCCGAAACAGCAGUAUCAACCUCAGUUACAACAGACACUGCGCCAACAACACAGGCAAACGUUAUCACAUCUGCAGCCUCUGAGGUGCCUACCGUCUCACCAACCGCUCCUCCCCUAACAACUAUUUCACCCACCACUCCGGUUCUACCUACAACAGCGACUGCCACACAGAUGCCUUCAACAGAACGUAAGGCUACAACCGACAUGCUGAUGACAACGAGAACAGCACAAACCACAGCGGCACAAACAACUCAAACAACACUUCCUGUUUGGGCCAGCACUGCGGCGCCACAGUCUCCACCAACUGCUCCGAGCACAGCUCAAACAGAGGGAAAAUCGUCAACGCAGUUUCAGGCCACCACCUUCAAACCAUCGUCAUCAGCACCACUACAAACAACACCGCUGGUUCAGUCCAGCACGCCGGCACCGCCUUCCACACAGGCCACACUGGCAGUGAUACAUUCCACACAGGCGACCCCAACAGGCGGAAAAUCUACCACGCAAAUCUUACCAACCUCCAAACUCACAACACAAGAAACAACUCCGCCUAUUAUAGUGAGCACCUUGACGUCACAGAUAACACCAACGGAUCGCCAGUCCACUACACAAAUCCAAUCUACAGCGCGAACAAAAACAACAACAACAACAUCGCAAACAAUGACGUCCCUGACAAUAAGAACUUCAACUACGUCACAAAUGACGUCAUCAGAUAGAAUAGCUACAACACUACCCAGUACAACGGCUACAACGGCGUCAAUUAUACCGACGACAGAAACACCGAACUUGGCAACAACUUUCACGCCAACUGCCCAGCCUACAACCACAACACAGGGAAUCGCUGCAACCACAAGAAUACAGACGAUACAGCUGUGGACAACAACAACCCCAGUAUUGUCCACUAUACUGGAAGUCACGCCUACUGCUGAUACUCAAACGUCUGUAGUGACGAUCAGUUUGGAGAUUUCAAACUUGAAUUUUGAUGACUACAAUCUGGAUGAGCCGACAUCAGACAGUUACACAGAGUUCUCCAGCGAUUUCAUCAGCAAGGUGACGCCCAUCUACAGCCAGCUGCCCGGCUUCGUCGCAGUGGAAGUUGUGGGUUUUACGAGGGGCAGCAUUGUUGCAGAGUACAGAGUGAUCUUCAGCGCAGACGCGGUGAGCUCGCGGGAGGUGCUGGAGCAGACCCGGAGUAACAAGGACGCCAUUGAUGCGCGGUGGGAGAUCAGCGAGGACGCCAUACUGGUUCUGUCAGUUCAGUGCGGGGCCGCGGUCUGUGGAAGUGACGCGUUCUGUGAGAGGAACAGCAGCGGGGCCUCACUGUGCGCAUGCGCGCCUGGAUUCUGUCAGAACGGAGGGACAUGCGCAGUGACGGAAGGGACGGGUGCUAUUUGCAGCUGCCCGAUGUUGCAUAGCGGACCCACCUGCGAAUCACCCUCACUCCUGAUAGCAGUCAUAGCCGGGGCGUGUGCGGUUGUCAUGGUGAUUCUUCUGGUGUCUAUUUACUGCUGCGUCAGCAAAAGGAGAGAAGCGCAGAAGUACAGAAAAAGGCAGAGACUCCCUCCUGUCGGAAGAGCGAACCCGGCGAUGGAGUCCGACUACGACCUGGAGAUCCCGUUCCACGAGCGGCCGGCCGUGAAGGAGGUCCUGACCCAGCCCUAUGACCUGGCUAUGUCAGAGGGCAUGACCUACGACAUGGCCCUGUCAGAGGUCAGGAACAAUGACACCAACGUCUCGCACCACUACCAGUUCACGCGAGAACAGGAGCAGAAGAGUAAAAACCAGGAGUGGAGGAGCAAGUUGGAGAGAGUGGACUCUAAAAAAGAUUUCCACAUCAGGAGAGCGGUGUACAACCCGAACGGACUGAACAAAAUGUCGGGGCUGAGGAAAAACCCGCUGUACCAGUCGGGCCGGUAGUCAUCAUCAUCAUCUCAUUAUCAUCAUCAUCAUCUCAUCAUCAUCAUCAUCCCAUCAUCAUC
Molecule: messenger RNA, 2135 nt
Organism: Branchiostoma floridae (Florida lancelet)
Lineage: Eukaryota; Metazoa; Chordata; Leptocardii; Amphioxiformes; Branchiostomatidae
Exons: 7
Coding region: 13-2073 (686 amino acids)
Source: RefSeq, a predicted model, not a curated record